AAGCUGUCAAGCUGCAUUGCAGGUGGCUCCACACAUCAUGGGAAUAAUCAUUUUGCUGUUCGGGUUUUUAGUCCUGAUUGAUCCAGGUAAUGCUCUUAGAUGCUACAGCUGUAUGGGUGAAAAUGACUGUAAAGGAAAAGAAGUGACCUGCCCAGGGGAUAAUGCCAGGUGUAGCACAUCAGUCCUCACAAUAUCUUCCUUCCCCCUUUCCUAUAGGAGUGUCUAUAAGAGCUGUCUAAAUGCACCAAGACCCUCAAGGACAUCUAUUUUUACCCCAAGUCGAACAGUGAGGUUUUCUUUUCAGGAAACAACAUGCAGCUCCGACUUCUGCAACAAUCAGACCAAACUGGAUGUUGUGGAAAGAAACAAUGAUCUCAACUGCUUCAGUUGCAUUUCGCCCGGGAGGUACUGCGAUAAGGAAAUGAUGAGGGAGUUGCCUUGCCGCGGGGAGCAGAAACAGUGUGUGGAUAUGAGAGUUAAAGGGGCAUUGGGAGACAUUUCAGACACCAAUCUAAAAGGAUGUGCCAAUUUCCCAAAGUGCAAUGGAGACCUGCAUUUCUCUAACCAAAAGACAACUCUGUUAGUGCAGUGCUGCGGAGACAACUUCUGUAACAAGCAAACAGAUUUGCCAAAUCGUCCUAAAACACCCAAUGGAAAAGAAUGUUAUAGCUGUCAGACAGAAAAUGGCAAAGAGUGCUCACUAGAAAAUUCCCAGAAGACCAAGUGCUAUGGAGAUCUCACUUCCUGCAUGGAAAUCGCUGGCGUGAGCAUCCAAGGUGGAACACCAAAACCUAUGGUUUUAAAGGGAUGCGCCAACCCUGCUAUGUGUCAGAGCUCAGCCUUUCCACUCCUACAGAAGUUACACAACGCCACGGUACAAUGCUGCAAUAAUAAUCUUUGCAACAACAAAUUAACAGAGGACAAUCUUCUUAUAGAUGGAUACCCCUCUAUCAAUGCUGCACCCACCACUAACCCUCCCAGCACACAAACAGCUACUUUACCAGGUGUGAAUACUAGUAAUAGUAGUGCUGUAAACAAUAGUGCACUUUAUCCAGGGGUUUAUGGAAAUAAUACAGGUCCUGUGGACAACAGUACGGUAUAUAACACAAGCCUAACCGCCAAAAACAAUACAAGUGUCCAAAGUGGCCCCUCAUCUACAGGCAAUGGCGGCCCAGCCUACAAUAGUACUGUCAACGGCACAAACAAUGCUUUUCCAGGGGGCAACAAUGGUUCUGUUACAGGUAACUCACCAACUCAAUACAACGCUUCAGGGAAUGGCAGUUCAACCGGUGCCGGUGCCCCUAUUGCACCAUUCCCAAUUCCUAACACCAGUGCAGGUAAUACCAGCGCUUCCAAUCAGUCGGGAAUGGGUUUGGGCAAUGCUGGCGUCUCAAACACUUCUGUGAAUGGAAGCAGUAAUGCAGGCAAUGGCAGUGUCUCUAGUGGGUCCUCCCCCACGUUACUUAACCCUGCUGGGGGUAACGGCAGCACCUGUAACAGUAGCGCAUGUCUGAAUGUACCUCCGUCAGUCUGUAGCAAUGGGUCUGGCACUGGUGACAUGUCACCUGGAGCCAACAAUGUAGGGAAUGCAAGUAAUAAUAAUAGUAAUGUAGGCAGUUCUAGUCUUUACAAUACAUCAUCCUCUUUAACGGGUAGCAACGGCACUGCAGGCAGCCUAAAUCAAUCAGAACCAGGCAUCACUAGUGUUGGGGGAAAUCUUACUGGGUCCAACCCUUGGUCAAAUGGAAACGGAACUGCAAGUAAUGUCAGUGGUUCUAUUGUGCCCAUCGGAGUACCCUUGCCAAUAAUCCCAGUGCUUUCUGGCAAUCCCUUUAACAUCUCAGGUAACAACAGCAUAGCCAAUAGUCCAAAUGUGUCCAAUUCAGGUGCCAGUAACAUUUGGGGCAUUCAUACUGGAUCUAACACUUCAGCUAAUGGAAGUAGUUCUGUUGGCAAUUUCAGCAGUUCCAAUUUCCCCUAUGGGUCAGGUAUUCCAACUCACCCCAUCGUUAAUGGCACCACCUUUAAUAUAACAGGUAACAGUAGCAAUGCUAACAAUUUGGGUUGGUUUGGGUCUGGAUUGAACCCGUCAGGCAAUGUGAGUAACAAUUUUGGCUCUGGUCUCAACUCCAUGCCAUUUAAUCUAAGCACUGGUAAUGGCAGUGGUGUGAAUGGUUCUGGCAUUAUCAGUAGUGUAUCAAAUCCAGUUCAGUCUCCCCCUGGGUCCAGCUAUGGCAGUAGGCCCAAUUUAUCUUCUACAGGCAAUUCUACAAAUACAAAUGUUAAUAAUGGAUCUGUGACAUCCAACUAUGGAGCUGGUAAUGGCAGCAGUGUGAAUGGUUCUGGUAUCAUCAGUGGUGGAUCAAAUCCAGUUCAGUCUUCCCCUGGGUCCAGCAAUGGCAGUAGGCCCAAUUUAUCUUCUACAGGCAAUUCUACAAAUACAAAUGUUAAUAAUGGAUCUGUGUCAUCCAACUAUGGAGCUGGCAAUGGCACUGGUGUGAAUGGUUCUGGUAUUAUUGGUAGUGUAUCAAAUCCAGUUCAGUCUUCCCCUGGGUCCAGCAAUGGCAGUAGCUCCAAUUUAUCUUCUAUGAGUAAUUCUACAAAUACAAAUGUUAAUAAUGGAUCUGUGUCAUCCAACUAUGGAGCUGGUAAUGGCAGCAGUGUGAACGGUUCUGGUAUGAGCAGUGGUGGAUCAAAUCCAGUUCAGUCUUCCCCUGGGUCCAGCAAUGGCAGUAGCCCCAAUUUAUCUUCUACAGGCAAUUCUACAAAUGCAAAUGUUAAUAAUGGAUCUGUGUCAUCCAACUAUGGAGCUGGCAAUGGCACUGGUGUGAAUGGUUCUGGUAUCAUUGGUAGUGUAUCAAAUCCAGUUCAGUCUUCCCCUGGGUCCAGCAAUGGCAGUAGCCCCAAUUUAUCUUCUACAGGCAAUUCUACAAAUACAAAUGUUAAUAAUGGAUCUGUGUCAUCCAACUAUGGAGCUGGCAAUGGCACUGGUGUGAAUGGUUCUGGUAUCAUUGGUAGCGCAUCAAAUCCAGUUCAGUCUCCCCCUGGGUCCAGCAAUGGCAGUAGCCCCAAUUUAUCUUCUACAGGCAAUUCUACAAAUACAAAUGUUAAUAAUGGAUCUGUGACAUCCAGCUAUGGAGCUGGUAAUGGCACUGGUAUGAAUGGUUCUGGUAUCAUUGGUAGUGUAUUAAAUCCAGUUCAGUCUUCCCCUGGGUCCAGCAAUGGCAGUAGCCCCAAUUUAUCUUCUAUGGACAAUUCUACAAAAGUUAAUAAUGGAUCUGUGUCAUCCAACUAUGGAGCUGGCACUGAUGUGAAUGGUUUUGGUGGCAACAGUGGUGUAUCUAAUCCAAAUCAGUCUCCCCCUGGGUCCAGCAAUGGCAGUAGCCCUGGUUCUUCUUCCAUGGACAAUUCAACAAAUACAGAUGUUAACAACCCUUGGGACAGUAACACAAGUACACCUUCUGAAGGUCUCACUACUGUACAUAUCGAUGAAGGUUCCGCAGAUAUUAAUGCAUCUGAAAUUCCCAAAAAUGAUAACAAUGACCAGGAUUCACCUAACAAAGGAGAUACAUUUUCUUCCAGUAUAUUUAUCCUUCUGGCUGCCAUGCUGCUUAAUGUACUGCACUAAUUGUGAAGAACCUUUCUGCCUCUGAACCCCAAUGUACAGUAUUAGCUACGUGACCUGGCUCUCUAGGUUUUAUCGUGUUUUAAGUUAUUGAUUAUUGAUUUGUAAAUAAAAUGACCUCUUACAAUAAAUGGUUACAUGAAAUUAUUUUCAAAAA
Molecule: messenger RNA, 3782 nt
Organism: Xenopus tropicalis (tropical clawed frog)
Lineage: Eukaryota; Metazoa; Chordata; Amphibia; Anura; Pipidae
Exons: 7
Coding region: 38-3628 (1196 amino acids)
Cellular component (GO): extracellular region
Source: RefSeq, a predicted model, not a curated record